This is a messenger RNA of Helianthus annuus (common sunflower), 1930 nucleotides long. RefSeq names its product DEAD-box ATP-dependent RNA helicase 36. The transcript is spliced from 6 exons. Lineage: Eukaryota; Viridiplantae; Streptophyta; Magnoliopsida; Asterales; Asteraceae. The record is from RefSeq and is a predicted model, not a curated record. The coding region runs from base 121 to 1608 and encodes 495 amino acids. Gene Ontology annotation, molecular function: nucleic acid binding; RNA helicase activity; ATP binding.
CAGUCGUCUUUAAAACCCCUAAUACCAUUAAACGACGACGCACCGGAAGCAACAGAUAAUUCUGCAGUUCUGCCUCUCUCAGUCCGUCGUCCCCCACCGCCACAACCGCCGUGAUUGACCAUGGCUGAACAAGAAUCUCAGCUUGAUGAAAACUUCCCCUUAUUCUCUCGGAAACCGAAACCGUCGCCUCUCGUCACCGCAACGACAACCACCGUUGCUGACAACACCACCACCGACCACCUCCAAUUCGUCAAACACACGUCAUCGAAUACCGACAAUACUCGGCUCACUUUUGCUGAUCUCGGGCUGUCAGACUGGGCACUACAAACCUGCAAGGAAUUAGGUAUGAAAAAACCGACACCGGUUCAACAACAUUGUAUUCCUCGUAUUCUAGCCGGUGAAGACGUGUUAGGGUUGGCUCAGACUGGUAGCGGUAAAACGGCGGCGUUUGCGUUGCCGGUGUUGCACCGGCUUGCGGAAGGACCGUACGGUGUGUUUUGUUUGGUGGUUACUCCGACACGUGAGCUGGCGUACCAGCUGGCGGAACAGUUUAAGGCGCUUGGGUCGUGUUUGAAUUUGAGAUGUGCGGUUAUUGUUGGUGGGAUGGAUAUGAUUAGCCAGGCGAAGAUGUUGAUGCAGCGUCCUCAUGUUGUGAUUGCUACUCCGGGUAGGAUUAAGGUUCUUAUUGAUCAGAAUCCUGAUAUUCCGGCUGUGUUUUCUAAUACCAAGUUCCUAGUGUUGGACGAGGCAGAUAGAGUUCUAGAUGUUGGUUUCGAGGACGAACUACGAGUGGUAUUCAACUGUUUACCCAAAAACCGACAAACAUUAUUAUUUUCCGCAACAAUGACAGACAACCUCCAAUCGUUACUCGAGGUUUCCGCAAAUAAAGCAUACUUUUAUGAAGCUUACGAAGGCUUUCAAACAGUCGACACUCUCAAACAGCAGUAUGUAUUUAUUCCAAAAAGCGUUAAGGACGUCUACCUGCUUCAUAUUCUCUCACGAAUGGAAGAUAUGGGCAUUCGGUCCGCCAUUAUUUUUGUUUCCAAAUGCAGGACGUGUCAUCUUUUGGGAUUAUUAAUGGAAGAACUCGAUCAUGAUGUAGCGGAACUCCAUUCACAUAAAUCACAAGCUUUUAGGCUAUCCGCUCUUCAUAAAUUUAAAUCCGGAAAAGUGUCUGUUUUGCUUGCAACUGAUGUUGCUAGUCGGGGUUUGGAUAUUCCGACAGUUGAUCUCGUGAUUAAUUAUGAUAUACCAAGGUAUCCAAGAGAUUAUGUUCAUCGUGUUGGACGUACGGCCAGAGCUGGUAGAGGUGGAUUAGCAAUAAGUUUAAUCACACAGAAUGAAGUGGAACUUAUUCAUGACAUAGAAAAGGAAAUUGGGAAGAAAAUGGAAUUAUUUGAAUGUAAAGAGAAUGAAGUACUUGAAAAUAUCACACAGGUUUUCAAUGCUAGGCGUGUGGCCAAAAUGAAAUUCAGUGACGGUGGUUUCGAUGAGAUAGAGAAAACAAGGAAAGCCCAGAAGAUGAAAAGUUUGGCCGAAAAAGGAUUAUUGAAUAAGAAGAAUAGAAAACGAAAAAGAAAAACAAUUGUAAACAAGGUAGAAGACUAGAAAUUGGUCGUGGGCCAUCGAGUGAGUAGCCGAUACAUGUAAAGUGUAUUGACAAAAUCGUCCCUCUCGCCUCCUUACUCAUCAUUCUGCAGCUUAGCUUUUUCGUAUGUUGGUAUUAAAUACCAAAUGCACAGCAUAAUUUCAUUUUAUUUGUCAAAUGAUUGAGCAACAACAGUAGUUCAACAAUAUAAGCUUCUGUCGGCCCUUUGUCCGCAUGGACCAUGGUUAAAUGGUUCAACCCGGUUUAUAUCAUUCAACCCGUUGGGUUUCCGCCCUCAUCCUUAACUGCACAAAUCACAAACUGGUUUAGUGUUUUGACCCA